This is a messenger RNA of Sceloporus undulatus (fence lizard), 3201 nucleotides long. It is a transcript of the gene WBP2, whose product is annotated as WW domain binding protein 2. Gene Ontology annotation, molecular function: chromatin DNA binding; transcription coactivator activity. Gene Ontology annotation, biological process: positive regulation of DNA-templated transcription. Gene Ontology annotation, cellular component: nucleus. The record is from RefSeq and is a predicted model, not a curated record. NCBI's taxonomy places the organism in Eukaryota, Metazoa, Chordata, Lepidosauria, Squamata, Phrynosomatidae.
CGCGGCUACGCCGGAAGUACCCCUCAGGGCUUGUUGCGUCGCUCGCUCAGUCUCCUCAUUUCGGCCGGAGGAGAGGAGAGGAGAGACGGGAGUCGUCAUGGCGCUGAACAGGAACCACUCGGAGGGCGGCGGCGUCAUCGUCAACAACAGCGAAAGCAUCUUGAUGACUUAUGAUCACAUUGAAGUUACAUUCCAUGAUAUGGAACAUAUGCCAGAUGCUUUCAAGGGAACAAAAAAAGGCAGUGUCUUCAUGACCCCAUAUCGAAUAAUCUUUGUGUCCAAAGGAAAAGAUCCAAUGCAGUCUUUCAUGAUGCCCUUUUAUUUGAUGAAAGAUUGUGAGAUUAAGCAGCCAGUUUUUGGAGCAAAUUAUAUCAAAGGUGCAGUGAAAGCAGAAGCAGGAGGAGGUUGGGAGGGAUCUGCAACAUUCAAAAUGUCAUUCUCAGCUGGAGGUGCCAUUGAAUUUGGACAGCGUAUGCUACAAGUAGCAUCUCAAGCUUCACGGGGUGAGGUCCCCAAUGGAGCGUAUGGUUACUCAUACAUGCCGAAUGGGGGUUAUACCUUUCCACCCCUUGCUGCCAAUGGAAUGUACCCAGCACCUCCUUCAGGAUACCCAUACCCACCACCACCUCCUGCUGAAUUGUAUCCUGGUCCACCACUGGAUGGAGAUAUGGGGUACAUGCAACUUCCCCCUCCUCCCUAUCCUGGGCCCAUGGAGCCACCUGCUGCUGGCCCAGAUCUUCCCUCCACUCCAGCAGCUGAAGCCAAGGCUGCAGAAGCUGCUGCAAGUGCUUAUUACAACCCUGGCAACCCUCAUAAUGUCUAUAUGCCAAUGGAUCAGCCACCUCCACCUCCCUAUUUUCCUCCAGAGGAUAAGAAAACCCAAUAGAGAGUCACCACACAUUGCUUCUUUAUUCCCAUUCGGUUUAAUAUUGAUAAGCGAUAUGACAAUGAUAAGGACUGUCUAAUCUCCUUCCAGUGCACGUAACCCCCACAGGCAGCAGGGGGAGAUGCGUGUUUCAUUAGAAAAGCAUCUAACACUUUCCUGGAUUAUCACAUGCACCUAACUUAAGAAUAUAUUUUUCUCUUCAAUAUUAUUCUUUCUCCUUGUCAAUGAUAAAAUGAAGGAAAAGCUUUCUUCUUCUUCUCUCAUCCCAUCUUUGAAGCAUCCUGGAGAACAUACCUCCCUGAACAAAGACUCCUUAAACAGAAACGAAGGUUGAAUUUGGUAGGUGUGGAUCUCUUAAUGUCCAGCUGUCGUGUGUGGCAAAGCUUUGGAAGAUGUUCAGCAUUGUGAUCUCUCAGUCAAUUCUUCAUUGCAUGAACCCUGCCAUGUUUUGACCAAGGAAAUGCACUGAUCUUCUGACAAAUCUAAUGGCACAUUCUUAGAAGUUUGGUUUUGUUUGGACACUAGCAUGUUCUGCCACUUCUUUUACAGAAGGUAAUACAGUGGCAUGUAUGCAUCAUGAAUUGAUUUUAAAACAUUCCUGUCCGGUUAUGCAUCUUUCUUAAUUUAUUUUGUACAACAGUAAAAUAAUGGCUGCAUGGAUCUGGCCCAUGAUGCAUAGUAUCAUCACAGCUAACUUGGUAGUUGAUUUGUCUAAUUUUCAUUUCUAGCAGCUAAACAAAUUUCUGUGGAAUAUGGCUGACAUAUUAAUUUAUUUUUGUUUAUAUUUAUUUAUUUAUUGCUCAGAUUUUAGUGUUAGAAUAUCAUAAUCUGAUGCAAGGCACUUCCCCUUUUUGUUGCAUGAUGUUCAGAUGUUUGGUAAGCAUCAUCUUCAAGAGUAGUGAUUAUUCAGAUGGGGUCUAAACUGACAAAAAGCAAAAUCUUUUUGGGAAUUCCUGCAUCUUCUUGGAGGUUCCUGCACCAACCUGUGGUAAGGGUUGGGAAUUGUAUGGUUUUCCAGAUGUUUUUGGUCUGCAGCUCCCAGCAGUUCUAAGCAGCAUAGUCAGUAGUGAGGAUCCUGGGAGCUGCAGCUUAAUAUCUGGAGGAGGACUGCAUUACUCACACUCUAGAAGAAUUAACAUCAGUGAAAUGCCAUGCACGACAGAACUACUAUAAUAUAGUGCUUUUGUUUUUGUUUUUUGACUCAAAAUAUGAAGAGGAAGCAAUGAGAGAUAAUAGGAAUUGCAUGUAUAUGCCAGUAGUCCUAGGCAUGCAUGAGCACACACAGCCCCCAAAGUUCUACAACAACCCACCUGAAAUUCAAUAUUUACUUAGAUAGCUGGAGUGUUCCAGUGUGCCUAGAAAUUGAAAAUCCAUUAUUUCAUUAGCAUUGCUUCAGAGUCACAUACAAAUAAAUUGAAAGUCUGAUAUGUACAGAAAUCCAUGUGUUCCUGAAGUUUGUUUUUGAAAUUGGGGCUCUCUGGAAAGUUAACAUUUGAAGCCAGCGCUGGAAGCUUCAACCUCCUUUCUUAUUUGCUUUGAACCUAGGUCCCUGCUAGUGUUUGAGGCAACACUAGUUAAUUCCAGCUUUGGCUACAUUAUGACUCCAUUCUUCUCAGCAGUGGAAGUCAACGUUUUUCUGUGGUGGUUGCAGAGAUCCCAAGGAAAGAUGCAGAUAGGUUCAGUUGCCAAGAACAUGGUGAAUUGGGGUAGUUUAACUGCAUGCCUCUGCAAUGCUUGAUUUUUACUUCCCUGCCAUCACUAUAUUUAAUUUUAAGUAAAAUUAUAGACCUUCUGAAUUUUCAUGAGAUGGAAGUGCAAGCUGGUUUGUUUGCUGAAAAAACAUCUCCAUUUGCAUUCUCAGUAGCAGUCACCUUGCUGUUUUGCUGCAGGGUCAAUUGACAGCCAAAUAGGUGAGGACCUUGAAUUUGUGCAGCAUGCAAAUUCAGUUCACGUACUUCUCUGCAGAGGCUUUUCCAGCAGGAGCUUUUAAAACAACCCUGUACUAAUAGCAGUGUAAGUAUCAUUUUACUGAUAGGCAAGGUCCCACUAAGGCCUUAGUUUGUUUUCCCAAAUGCUAUCUACCUGACCAGUGGUCUUGAUACUGGUGCACACCCCGUCUCUGUCUAGUGCACUAUUCCCCCCCCCCCCCCCGAUUUGCAUUUUAAACUGCAGUGAUGUAAAGAAACAUAUUUUAAAAAUAGGUAUGUAUUUUGGAGAAAUUCUAAUAAUAUAUUAUGAAUGUGAAAUGGUUAAUUUGACUUCAAGGCUGUCUUUUGAUUUGCUGAGACUGUGAAGUAAAGAUAACAUACAUCAAA